Molecule: messenger RNA, 949 nt
Organism: Tinamus guttatus (white-throated tinamou)
Lineage: Eukaryota; Metazoa; Chordata; Aves; Tinamiformes; Tinamidae
Source: RefSeq, a predicted model, not a curated record
CGGGUCGGGCCACGCUAAAACGGCCCCCAAGAUGAGCUCGUCGUCGCUGCUGGCCGAGGGCCCCAUUGAGCCACCCGUGCUGCUCUCAGACAUCAAAACAGAGCCCCCGGAGGAGCUGCUGGCCAGCGACUGCAGCCAGCCACAAGCCGAACCCGUGGACCUGUCGCUCCCUGUGCCCCCCGUCUCGGUGCAGUCCUCGCCCAUGCUGGUGGCUCCCCCCAUCCCGGCGCCCACCGUGUCCAUCUCGCCCUCGGGCCUGAGCUCCACCUCCGCCAUCCCGGCUGUCCUGUCUCCCGGCUCCAUCCUGGCGUCCACGCAGGGCAGCGGCGGGCAGCAGAUCCUCCACGUCAUCCACACCAUCCCCUCCGUCAACCUGCCCAGCAAGAUGGGCAAUCUACAGACUAUCCCCGUGGUGGUGCAGUCCCUGCCCGUGGUCUACACCACCAUGCCCACGGACGGUGUCACCGCCAUCACCGUCCCGCUCAUCGGGGGCGAUGGCAAGAACGCUGGCUCUGUGAAAAUUGACCCUGGCUCCAUGUACCCCAUGGACAUGAACAGCGACAGCGAGGACAGCGUGUCGGAGAGCGGCCCGGCGCCCUUUCAGGACCUGCAGCGAGAGUCGGCCGUGGCGCGGAUGCAGCGGGCGGACUCUCCGGACCUGAAGAAGCGGCGCAUCCACCAGUGCGACUUCGAGGGCUGCAACAAGGUCUACACCAAGAGCUCCCACCUCAAGGCCCACCGGCGGAUACACACAGGCGAGAAGCCCUACAAGUGCACCUGGGAAGGCUGCACCUGGAAGUUCGCCCGCUCCGACGAGCUCACCCGGCAUUUCCGCAAGCACACGGGCAUCAAGCCCUUCCGCUGCUCGGACUGUGACCGCAGCUUCUCCCGCUCCGACCACCUGGCCCUGCACCGCCGGCGGCACAUCAUGAUGUGAGGAGCGAGGCCC